Eleginops maclovinus (Patagonian blennie) is the source of this 4821-nucleotide messenger RNA. RefSeq names its product solute carrier family 26 member 2 (gene slc26a2). The coding region runs from base 152 to 2278 and encodes 708 amino acids. Gene Ontology annotation, cellular component: plasma membrane. The transcript is spliced from 5 exons. Gene Ontology annotation, molecular function: oxalate transmembrane transporter activity; chloride transmembrane transporter activity; secondary active sulfate transmembrane transporter activity. The record is from RefSeq and is a predicted model, not a curated record. NCBI's taxonomy places the organism in Eukaryota, Metazoa, Chordata, Actinopteri, Perciformes, Eleginopidae. Gene Ontology annotation, biological process: transmembrane transport.
GACGUCAUGACGCACGGAGCUCGACAGUAAAAUGAAUUUGAAGCGGAAUGAUUCUCGGCUGUAGGAAACAUCCAGGAGUUGAACCUGAUCACGACCUGAUAAACUCCAGAACCCACCGCUGACUGAUUGGAGCUCAGGUAAGGGCUCGAUCAUGACCCAUGCCGAUGACUGCUGUACGACAGCAGAGGAUGGAGUUGAGAGCGACCAGCAGCAGCCUCUCAUUCUGGAGAGGGUGGUGGAAGAAACCAAAAGCUGGCAGUCCGUCGUGACACACCGGCUGAAGAAGAACUGCUCGUGCUCCCCAAAGAAAGCUAAAUCCAAAAUCCUGGGCUUCGUCCCGAUUGUGAAGUGGCUGCCCAGCUACCAGCUCAGGGAGUGGCUGCUGGGCGACGUCAUGUCCGGUCUGAUUGUAGGGAUCCUAUUGGUCCCUCAGUCCAUAGCCUACUCCCUAUUGGCCAGUCAGGACCCCAUAUACGGUCUCUAUACGUCGUUCUUCGCUUCCAUCAUCUACGCCCUGUUGGGCACUUCCAGGCACAUCUCGGUGGGGAUCUUCGGGGUGCUGUGCCUGCUGGUGGGUCAGGUCGUGGAUAGGGAGUUAGCUCUGGCUGGAUACCUCCCAGAGAGCAGCAGCCUCCUCAGUAGCAACGAUAGCGCCCUCCUGCUGGCCGGCCAGGGGAAUGGCACCUUCGGGAUGGACUGUGACAGAAGCUGCUAUGCUAUCACGGUUGGAGCUACAGUCACCUUCACUGCUGGAGUCUACCAGGUGCUGAUGGGUAUCUUCCAGGUGGGCUUUGUCUCUGUUUACCUCUCGGACUCCCUGCUCAGUGGCUUUGCGACCGGGGCCUCCCUGACCAUCCUCACCUCACAGUUCAAAUACGUACUGGGCCUGAAGAUCCCGCGGCCUCAGGGCUGGUUCACGCUGUUUAAGACCUGGUACGGCGUGCUCAGCAACCUGCAGCACACCAACAUCUGCGACCUGGUGACCAGCCUGGUGUGUUUGCUGAUCCUGCUGCCGACCAAGGAGCUCAACGACCGCUUCAAAUCCAAGCUGAAGGCUCCGAUUCCCUUCGAGCUCUUCGUGGUGGUGAUAGCGACGCUGGCUUCUCACUUUGGAAACUUCAACACGGACUAUGGGUCGGGGGUGGCCGGCACCAUCCCCACGGGCUUCCUCCCCCCCCAGAUGCCCCUGUGGUCUCUGAUCCCCAACGUUGCCGUCGACGCCUUCUCCAUCGCCAUCGUGGGCUUCGCCAUCACCGUGUCGCUGUCGGAGAUGUUCGCCAAGAAGCACGGCUACACGGUGGACGCUAACCAGGAGAUGUACGCCAUCGGCUUCUGCAACAUCCUGCCGUCGUUCUUCCGCUGCUUCACCACCAGCGCUGCGCUCACCAAGACCCUGGUGAAGGAGUCCACGGGCUGCCAGACGCAGAUCUCCGGGAUCAUCAGCGCCCUGGUGCUCCUGCUGGUGCUGCUGGUCAUCGCACCGCUCUUCUACUCCCUUCAGAAGUGUGUGUUGGCCGUCAUCAUCCUGGUGAACCUGCGCGGCGCUUUAAGGAAGUUCCUGGACAUCCCGAGCAUGUGGCGGGUGAACCGCGUGGAUACGUCCAUCUGGCUGGUCACCAUGGCCACCUCGGCGCUGGUCAACACCGAGCUGGGUCUGCUGGUGGGGGUCCUGGUGUCGGCCCUCUGCGUUAUUGGCCGGACCCAACAGGCCAAGGUCCUGGAGCUGGGGCGGGCUUCGACCCGGGGGCAUUAUGAGGACGUGUCGGCGUACCGCGGCCUGCGGACUCACCCCGGCGUGGCUGUGUUCAGGUACGACGCCCCGAUCUACUACGCCAACCAGAGCCUGUUCAAGAGGUCUCUGUACAAAAGUGCGGGGCUCGACCCGCUGAAGGAGAAGUCCCGGGUGAUGAAGUUCAAGAAGAAGAGCAAGGUCCCGGAUGUGAACGGUACGGGGAAAGGGGAGGAAGCCGGCGUGAUGCUGGAGAACAAACCCUUACGCAGCGUGGUGAUCGACGGCAGCGCCAUCUCCUUCCUGGACACCGCCGGGGUGGGCGCUCUGAAGGAAGUCCGCAAAGACUACGCAGAACUCGGGGUCCAGGUGGUCCUGGCCCAGUGUAGUACCUCAGUGCUGGACUCCCUGCAACGGGGGGGCUACUACCCCGACAAAAAAGAGAGCGAUGCAGGAGAGGAAACGAUGAUCUUCUACACCAUCGCAGACGCCGUCCACCACGUCCAGAGCCUCUCCGCUCCAAACGGAGACUAUGACAGGAAAUGCUAAAGCCGAUAUCUAUGUUUACAUGCUGUCGUACAAAUCAAACACAAAGGAGAAGGAAGCUGUUCCCUCUGUGCCUUAUAAACCAAAGAGAUGCAGUAUACAUCACAUAUUUAUACAAACCUGCUGCAGACAAUCCUUUAUUGAAUACACGUUAGCAUGCUAAAUGCUGAAAACAAACGUCUUGAGAAACUAAGCCAAAUAUGUUAUUUUUUCUGCACACAGACACCAACAUGAGCCCGUUCACCUACACACAGGACCUUUUAGAGUCACGUCUCAUCUGGAGGGGAAAUUGUGACCCUGGCCCCUCUCCAGCUACCAGUCCACACUCUAUUAUGGUCCAAUCUGGACUUGAACCAGCAGCCGUUCGCUUCCCAGGCCAGUCCUGCAGACUGAGCUACUGCCAUCCCAUCUACGGUGUCAUGUCCGUGCAAAGUGUCUGUGAUCUAACGGUUAUUUAACAUUAUAUAUUGUAUAGCCUUUGUCCAUGAAGUGCAAUCCUCUUGUGUGAAGAGAUGCUGUUUGAAGGACUCUGUAUCAGAGCUCCAAUAUAGUUCAAGUUCAUUCACUUCCCCGAAUCAGAUGCCUCCAGAUUCUCCAUCAAAGUCCCCCCUGCUGUCCUCAGACAAGCACUGUAGCUACAGAAGUCCUUCCUGCUGUUUCCUCUGACACAGGUGGGAAGCUUUUCUGUCCCGUGGGAGAUUUGGUCGAGUUUACAAAGCCAAAUAACUUCAGCAGAACCUCUGUUUACCUUUCAAUGUGCAGCCUUUAUGUAAACACACUGGAUUUCUGAUCCUUUCUUUACUCUCCUUUUUUCUGGAGAGGAAGUAAAGGAACCGGAGCUCUGGAUCUAUUUGUUGUUGGAGGUGCGAUAUCUGACUCAGCAGCUUUAAGACGUGAAGACAGUUAUUUUCCACACCUGGAAAGUGGGCGGGGCUUAGACAGGAAGUGACGUUAGCACAUCAUGAGCUAUUUUCAUGAUCACCUGCUAUACUGUUUUUAUAUCUGGCUCUCAGCUUUUACUGUUGCAGCCUCACACCGCCCCCCUCCCCGUCUCUCAUGUCUCGGUUAUUUCCCAAAAACAAACGCUCACCUUCCUGCAGCAGAUCUCUGGUGUCGUUCUAAAGCCUGACUUCUUUAGUGAGCGUGUCACUCUGAUAAAGUACUUUAUAUUCAUCCACAAUGCAUGUUUGCUGAGGGUGACCGUAGUACUGACUGUUACCACAGCUUGGUAAACACCCGACUGUCAGCUCUGUGAUGAAUGAAUGAAUGGGGGGGGGGGCUCCAAUCAGCUUCUGUGUUAGAGAUCAUCAAACUAGAAGGCCCUUUAAUAUGAAAUACCUUAUUAUUAUUUAAAUGAUGGAGGUCCAUUGAUUCCUGUAUUUGUAAUGAAGAAUACAUGAGGAUUACAUCGUUAAUGACUAAUUAGGAAGGAAAUGAAAACUCUUUUCAAACAUUUUAAAAAGAGGUUCUGCUUGUUGGUGUUUUUAGUGCAUGUAAAUGGUCUGCAAAGGCUAAAACCCCCUAUGCCUUAAUCGACUCCUUUGUUUACUUCCGGAACAUACUGACAUCACUACGGAACAAUCACGCUCCUAUUGCCUAGCGUUGCGGCUCAUUGUACGUGGGGCGGGACAUCUGUAAUCACAGAGCCGGCCAGCUAACCAAUCAGAGCAGACUGGGCUCUGGUUUCAGACAGAGGGUGAAAAGACGUGCUGCAGCACAGACAGUCUGAGAGACAUAAAGAGCUUUCUGAACAUUAGAGCGUGGAGACAUGGAGACAUGGAGACAUGGAGACAUGGAGACACGGAGACAUGGAGACAUGUCAAUAUAUAUUUAUAUUUCGGAAUUUGACUUUCAUCUUAGAAUUUCACAUUUUCCAUUUUCUUCUUCUAAAUUCCCCUUUUUCUCUCACGGAGUAACACUGGCAAUGUUUGGUGAAACAACCUCUUAUCAGCUACAGCUUCCUGUUGUUGUUGUUGCGGCCCAGGAGAGACGCCACAUACUGAUAUACUGUUCACAUAACGUCCAGAGCUUUACCUCAGAAAACACAGUGUCUCUUUCCUGCAGGACGUGUCGGCGCAGGUUUCCUGAGUCAUUGCUCAGAACUUUACACAGACCUCAAAGAAGCUUUCAUGAGAAGUGGUUCUGAACAUAUUGAAUUUUCCUUCAUGUCUAAUAUAAAGCCCUCAUUGCAAAGUGCUUUAGAAAUAAACCUGCCUUAGCUUCCAGCUCACAGAAAACAAAAAGGGAUCAACUCAGAGGAUAUCUGUUUGUCGCUUUAAGGUCUAAAACUAAGUGCCUUUAAACGUGAUUUUAAGUACAAAGCACUUACUGUUCACAACCAUUCUUUCAUAUGUGUGACAUCACUAUGAAUUAUUAACACCUGUUGCUUUACACUUUGUUUUGGUGUAACCUGAAGUUUGGGGGUUACAGGAAACUAAAUUCCCCAGUAAAGGUUAUUAUUACAGAUUUCAGUUUCAUAUUUAUGUCUGUCUUUUAUUACUGUCUGUAAUCCAAUACACAUUAAAGAUAUGCAAUGUAUACCAGAA